GCCAUUCACCAUGCAAGCGGCUUUGAUUCAUGCGUGCAAGUACGGAAACGUCAACGACCUGCGGCGUUGCAUCGAAGUUGAAGGUGCCAAUGUAGAUGGCGAAGGAGACGACUGGAGUCCCUUGAUGUGGUGUGCUUACUAUGGCCACGUCGACGCUGCGAAGGCAUUGAUCGAACACGAUGCAAGGGUCGAUGUGGUAUUUGACGGCAAGGAUGCGAUGGACUGCGCGCGGGACAACAACCAAAUGGCAUUUGUCACGUUCUUGUCGUCAUUGCCCUCGAAGAAGCCACUUGUAGUGCGCCAUAAAGACACGAUGCCGACGAUCAGCUCCGACGUGUUGCUGCAUGCGUGCAAGACAGGCAACGUCGACGACGCGCGAGUGUGCUUGGAAGAGGGCAUCGACGUGCGUGGCAAGGGCGACGAUUGGAGUCCAUUGAUGUGGGCCGCGUACUACGGCCACAUCGACGUGGCGGCCACGCUGCUGGACCAUGGUGCGGACAUCGGCUACGUUUUCGUCCACGACGGCAUGACGGCGACCGAGUGCGCGAAGGCCAACAACCAAAUGGAAUUCGUGUCGUUCUUGAAGAAACAAGCCAAGGCGGGCCGCCACGUCCGAUUUACGUCGUCUACCGUGGACAGACCGUCACAGCCGCUGCUGCCAUCUUCAUGUGGUCCAGCGGGUUGCUGCAUCAUUAUUUAGACGUGGAUUACGUAAGUAGGAAUUUGCAAUGUACAAACGUUAGUAGUAUACGAC
Molecule: messenger RNA, 754 nt
Organism: Aphanomyces astaci
Lineage: Eukaryota; Oomycota; Saprolegniomycetes; Saprolegniales; Verrucalvaceae
Exons: 1
Coding region: 11-700 (229 amino acids)
Molecular function (GO): protein binding
Source: RefSeq, a predicted model, not a curated record